UGUUGCCAAAAAGCUUGCUGGUUAAUGGUUGUUUGAACUUCUGGUACUUCAAGCUCACUACUAACAGCAGCAGCAGCAGCAGUCUUGUUGCUAGGUUUUCUACGGACAAAGGCGCCAUGUGGACUGAUCAAGGACAGCAGCCCCUCACUUGGACCGAAGGAUGGUCCAGAUUUGCUAAAUUUGAUCCGGGGGACAAUGUUCAGAUACUGCUGGAGGCGUCGGUCGUCUUUGGAUUUAUUGCCCUGGAUGAUAUUUAUCUGGCUCCCGGCGUCUGCCCUCAGCCUCCCAAGUGCACAUUUGAAAAUGACAUGGAUUACUGGGGAAGAAAUGCCAUGGGCAACAUACGUGACUGGAACGUUCUUGGUGCCCACAAGUUGGGAGUCCCUGACCGCACAAUGGGAAGCACAAAAGGCCACUUCUUGUACCUGAACACCACUAAUGUACCCCAGCGUCCACACCCAUUUGCCAGGGUGUUUUUCAGCCGACGCACUGCCACCAAAGCCACCUGCCUCAAAUUCUGGUGGAGAUCACAUGGUGCAGUCAGCAGACUCAAUGUCUACCGGUUCACCGAAGCAACGGGGCUGCGAGACCCCAUCUUAUCGGUGAUGACGGAACAAAAUUCACAGUGGUGGCACGGUCGCUCGGUGACAUUGUCGGCACACAGCAUCUGGCAGGUCGUGUUCGAAGUACUUCCGCCGCAACAGUUUCAUACUCCAUCUGGUGUUCUCCUCGAUGACAUCGAGUAUGUCAACGGGGAGUGUCCUCGAGAGGAUUACUGCACGUUUGAGCACCCCGAUUGUCUGCAUUGGGUGGAUGCCUACGGGAGCGAUGCCGAUGCAACCGGGAAGCGUGCCUUCGACAGCCGUUGGCAGCUGGAGAGGGGAGAUACCUCGCUGUUGCUUAGGGAUCACACUCUGGACUCCAUUCAAGGUCACUUUCUGUUUUUCUCGGAGAAAGAGGCAGGCCGCACUGCUGGUUUGGUGCUGACAGACAGCCGCUACAGGUGUGCCUCGUUCUGGUACCAGUUGUCCGCACACCCCCAAGGGUGUACCAUCAAAACGAGAGAUCUGCGACUUACCGGGUCUACCGCCGGAAAGUGGAAGCAGGCCAGAUUUCAUCUCGCUUCGGGAGACGACAAGAUAAUUGCGGUGUCUGGCAACAACAGCGAGGCAUUUGUUCUUCUUGACGACCUCUUGGUCUCGGAAAAGUCCUGCAGUAAUGAAGACCAUCAAAGAGCGCAGCUCGGUUGCAAAGACGGCAAGUUGUUGCCAAUGGAGAAGCUCUGCAACUUUAUCAAGGACUGCGACGGUGGCGAAGACGAAGUCAACUGCGGUCCUUGCAAUUUUGAAAAGGAUUCCUGUGGCUGGACAGUGAUUGGUUCUGGAUUUUCGGAAUUCAAGUAUUUUUGGAAGAGAGUUGACUCAAAGUCGGAAGCAGUUGGUCCUGGAAACGACCACACCACGGGGGACGGGUCGUACCUGCUGCUUCGUGCCAGCCAAGAAUCUCACUAUGCGAGCGUGUCAGCGGACGCACGGAGCCCGAAUUUUCGUGACACUGCUCCACUUUGCGUGAUGAAGUUUUGGUACAACUACUUCACCAUGAACCACACCUACAGCUUCAAGGCGAAUAUGCGUGUGGACAACUUUUUCGUCAGCCUGUGGGAGUUGUCGGUACUCGGCGAACGUCGGCCCGAAGGAACUUGGAACCAAGGGCAGAUCUUGAUUGGUCGUUAUCGGACAGACUUGAUGAUUAUAUUUCGUGUUGAAGAGUCUCCCACUCUCCGGGGUUACACCGCAAUGGAUGACGUCACUUUCGAGGACUGCGCGAUGCCGACACCAUCUGUCAAAUUGGAGCAUGGAAAGUUCUUGUGCCGUAAUAACGUAAGCAUCGACACAGAUUACCGUUGCGACUACGUCGAUCACUGCGGAGACUACAGUGACGAAGAUAACUGCGAUGACUUCAAGUUCCGGUGUAACUUCGACUCCUCCUUUUGCGACUGGAUGCCCGUCGCUCCCACCGGAAAUGUCGGCCAUGGCUGGGAGAGGGCGUCACCAUCUUGGAAUCUGAAAGAGGGACCAACGCGAGACCACAGCACUGGCAACAAAGAGGGGCACUUUCUUUAUCUUGGAUCCAACACACGGACUACAUCUGCCAGCAUUCUUGGCCCCAAGCUUCUCAAUUCUUCGGAUUGUCGGAUGAGGUUCCACUACAUAAUCCGAGGCCCGGCGGCGGCGGUGCUCACGGUGAACACAAGGAGCACGUCAGACGGCGCCUUCAAGGAGAUUUGGAGGAGUGAUCGCCCAUCCGAAUUCUUUCACUUCACCGAAGCAUCGGUGACAUUCCAGGAGGAUCAGCCUUUCCAGGUGUCUUUUGGAGGAACUGUGGAGGGGGCGAGAGACCUACCCGGCUACGUUGCCAUCGACGAUGUCAGUUUUACGCCAACUUGCAGCCAAUUUCAUGGGCACUUUCCACCCGCGCCAAAGGUGACAACAGUGGCACCCAAGGCUUGCCCCAAAGACAACUUCGCUUGCUCCAGUUUGGGAGGGUGCAUUCCGCUGGACCAAGUGUGUGAUUUCAAGAAUCAGUGCAGCGACGGCUCGGACGAGGCACAGUGCGGUGCAUGUGACUUCUCGGUUGGUAUGUGCGGCUUGAAGAAUGACGAAUCCCAGACGCGCCUUGCCUGGCAACGCGUGUCAGCUCAGAUGGUUCACAACAACCCCGACAAGUUUCCAGAGCUACCCGGAACCGACAGUGCCGACAGCCCCAAGGGAUUCUACGCCACUUUCACCUUGGCCAACCCUUCAAUUGCUCAAGGAGUACCCGUGAGCUUGAUCACCCCUCGCUUGGGAGCUACGGGCCACGCAUGCAGGGUCAGCAUGUACAUCUACUUCGCCAAAAGUCGAGAAUUCGAGCUCUUCGUAAGUCCGGGCAGAGUCAUCAAAGGUGCAAUACCUCACAAGGAGAAGGUGUUUGCCGCCGGUGAGGGUGUCCCACUCCGGACUUGGAAGAAAUUCACUGCAAGCAUUGGAAACCGACCACGCGGCCUUUGGUUCUCCUUUCAAGCCAAGGACAAUACGAGCAUUGAUGAAAUCACCUAUCAUGACUGCCAUCCAGAGAGUCAGAGCUUGAAAUCGCUCAACUGCACAUUCGAAGAAGAGGACGGCUGCGGCUGGUACCCGGACCAUGCUGGCGCCACGGACGACUGGGUGGUGGAGGACACAAUUCCCAGGUCCGCGGUUGUGGACCACACCACUGGCAAAGGCAAAUACCUGAUUCUGAAGAACUACAUUCCGGGAAGAAGAGCUCUGGCGCGCAUGGUCUCUGCUGGAAUAAACGCCACCGGUGACCGUGGGCGCUGCCUGGGAUUCUGGUACCAGCUGGUAGUCAGCAAUGCCGGCUACCUCUCGGUCAACACAAUAGACGCCAACCGGACCUUGACGGGCGUUUGGUUCAAGAUGGGCAGCCAGGGAGAUGCCUGGGUCAAAGGCGAAGUAAACAUUAAAACCGAAGUACCGGUGAAGCUGAUGUUGGAGGGGUUCAUACAAGCACCUUGGAAGGGUCCUGCCGGCUAUGUUGUCGUGGACGACAUCACCUUCGACGAACAACCAUGCAAGCCCUCUUUGACUUGUGACUUUGAGCAAGGCCCUUGUGAGUGGACGCUGGAAAACUGGAUCAUUGAAAGCGCGUUCCUGUCAAAAGUGGUGCCGUCGGAUCACACCCUCGGAAGGCCUAUUGGUCAUUAUGCUCGAGUGAAAAUUCCGAAAGGACGCAUGCUGAGCCCGAGAUACGAGCUUGUGCCCGAAGAACGACAGUGUCUCCGCUUCUGGCACUUUACCGCGGGUCUUCGGGAGGAGCUGCUCAACGUGUCCAGACUGGCGCUGGACCCCGCGGCUAAAGAGGAGCUUCUCUGGUCCGUCCACGGAGAGGACAACGUCGACCGACAAUGGGCCUCGGCGUCCGUAAACGUCGCCGUUCGGAAGAAGUCUCUGCAGCAGCUGGUCCUGGGUGGCCAGUCCUCGGGCAAGCUGGGAAGCGUCGUUGCCGUGGACGACGUGCUGCUCUCUGGGUGGUCGUGCCCAGACCCCGGAAGCUGCAAUUUCGAAGACGACCUCUGCAACUGGAGGAAUCUCGGCGGACCACUCAACCUCACCUGGCGUCGCUGGUCCGGGCCAACCCUGUCCAGGCGCGAACCAGAGUUCGACCACACCCUCGGGACCCGGCAGGGUCAUUUCUUGCAUCUGGACUCCCGCUAUGGCCUCAACAAUGCGGUGGGUGUCCUGGAAAGCGAACCUCUCCACUACUCACCGGGAAGCUGCCUCCAGUUCUAUUACUACGUUGACAACAUAGGGGUGGAUGCGGCGCUGAGUGUGGACUAUGUCGUGCAUGGAAAGCCGUUUCUUCGCGCUUGGGAGCUCGACCGGUCUCCAAGAUCCGGUUGGACCCUCUUCCAACAUUACGAGACUCAACUUCCAACAACUUACAAUAUAUGGAUCACCGGAUACCCUGGACUCAAGGUGAGGGUAGACGUGGCCAUUGACGACAUUCAAGUCUUCAGAGGAAAGUGCCCUGACGAUUCGUCACCUACCAAUCCCCCAGCCAUGGAACGCAACAACACGGUAUGGGACUGUGACUUCGAUGUGGACUUCUGCUCGUGGAGUCAACAGGGCAGAGCUUCCUGGGUCAUGAGGUCUGGAAAGACAGCCAUCUUCAAGAAGGAGGGACCACACUGGGACAGCAAGCUACGCUCACCGGAAGGGAAGUACGCCUACUUCUCUCCAGUCCCGAAUACGACGAAGACGUUUCUGGCCAGUCCGGUCCUGAAGGACUCUGAGGAGGACUACUGCGUCCAAUUCUGGUACUUCCUGUUCGGUCUUGCUCCAGUGGAGCUCAAAGUGGGCCUAGGGACCAUUAAAGGUGGCAUGAGCCAGGUGAUUUGGCACCAGCAGCGCGCCAACAGUCGCAUCUGGCAGCACGGUUCUCUCACCGUGAGAACCAAGAACCAGAGCGCAGCGGGACAACUGUCGGUCAUCGUGGAGGCAUCGAGGGAAGGACCCGGUCUCGGAGAGAUCGCGAUCGACCAGAUGCACGUCGCACCCACGGGAACCUGUCCUCAUCCCUUGGGCACCCUGUGCGACUUUGAGGGCGCUGGGCUGUGUGGAUUCGAGGUGGACACUUCUGGAGGGGGCCACUGGCGGAGGGUCAAUGCGAGGACGGCCGCGGCCAUGUGGCACACCUACGACCACACCUUCGGAUUCUUCAACGAGGGCCACUACCUGAUGCUCCAACUACCUGGCCACUUAAGGUUGAAGUCAGGGUCGAGUCAGAGUGCCAGCGUCGUCAUUCCCGACCAUCCUGGGACGACGACAAAGUGCCUGGGAAUCUGGUUCUUUAUGGAAGGCAAAGGCCGCGGUACCCUGAACGUCUCGGUGCGACCGAAGGGUUCUUCUGGGCGGCCCAGCCCCCGGGCCAUGUUGUUUAGUGCGGCUGACGUGGGCUGGAGGUACCAACAGGCUAGGAUCAAGACCUCUGGCUUGCACGAGAUCCUGAUCACGGGUGAGGUGGAGGCUGACGGCAUCGUGUCCAUCGGACUAGAUGAUCUGCUCCUCUCCGACGGCGACUGUCCCAGGAUGGGAAGGUGCGACUUUGAGAAGGACAUGUGUGGCUGGGACAACAAGGGUGGAUCAGAGGCCAACAGAAACUGGGUUCGCAACAGUGGCUCAACACCCUCUGCUGGAACAGGACCCUUUGCCGACCACACUCUGGGAACGGCUGAUGGAACCUACGUCUAUCUUGAUGGCAGGAGCGUGGAAGCCAACGAGACGCUGACUGGUGUGCUCGUGUCACAGCCCUGGUUCGCUGGCGUCCCUUACUGCCUCUCCUUCUGGGCCCACAUAAACGUUGAGAACGGAACAGACGUCCCUUCGCUGCGAAUCGUCACCGUUCACGACAAAGACGACAAAAAGAGGAUCCCCCACUUCGUGCUCCAAGGAGGACAAGGAAACAGCUGGAUCUACAAGCAGAUGACGCUCGAUCCCGUCAAAGACAUGGACAACUUCUUCACAAUUCGGUUUGUGGGGACCACGGGAGGAGCGCGUAGCGCCGACAUUGCACUUGACGACAUCAGUGUUUCCCAAGGUGCGUGCAAGAAUACAGUGAAGGGCAAGUACGACUGCAAAGACGGUGAGCACCACAUCGAAUUCUCGCAAGUAUGCGACUUCAAGAAGGACUGUCCAGGCCACGGCGACGACGAGCAACUCUGCGGACAGUGCGACUUCGACACGGACCUGUGCGGUUGGUUCAGCCAGCCAGGCACGGCCGAGUGGUAUCGAGCCAUCGGGAAGUAUUCGCCGAUGAACCUGCUCCUGCCGAACGAGGACGUGAGUAAGGGCACCACGAAUGGAGGCUACGUGUUCGCGUCGGGACCAAAGAAUGCGACGCUGUUGAGCGCUGUGUUGAGGAGUCCAAAUGGCACUCACGCGCUGAAGCGCUCCGGUAAAGACUGCACGAUGACGUUCUGGUACUACAUGCCGACCGCGCAGUACGCAAUCUUCCAGGUCAGAAAGUUUGUGACUGAGUUCAAGCCGGUCAUUUGGAGGACCAAAAGAGACGGCGGAAAAGUAUGGCACAAGGGUGCGGUGUCCGUCGGACGCAGCCGCUCGGAGUUCGGACUUUCGUUCGAGCUCGUUCCGAUGAUGCGGAAUCCGUCCGCCGUGUCCGUAGACGUCGUCGAUUUCGUAGAUUGCGCACUGCCAAAACCGGACAAGACGCCAUGCAACGAGCCUAGUUCGUUCCAGUGCCUGACAAAGCACGUCUGCAUUCACAAAGACCUCAUAUGCGACCAUACGGAUGACUGUGGCGACGGGUCCGAUGAGCUGUCCGAAGUGUGCAGGAACUAUACGGGCUGCACGUUCGAGUUCGGCAGGGAAGCAUGUGACUGGAUCACCGUCACUCCGGGAAACAACAGGAAGCUCGCGACGUGGCAGAGCAUGUCGGCGGAUUACAGCAGGACCAACAUCGACACAGGACCUUACAUCGAUCACACGGUCGGAGCCGUGGGUCGCGGACAGGUGUUAGUGCUCCGCGCCCGGCGUCCAGAACAUUUUAAUUCCUCGGCGGAAUACAAGAGCCCAAAUUACAAGACGUCUGACGGAGGCUGUUUCUUGAGGUUCUUCUACUACCUGUACGGACAGGACGUCGGUGCAAUCAGGGUGUUCGCGCAGCGCCAAGAGAACACAAACCGGACGGACUGGGAACAACUUUGGGAGGUGACGGGCGAGAGGGGUCAACUAUGGAUUCGCGCCGCGGUGCCGUACCACAGCGACAAGCCUUUCCGAUUCGUCCUCGAGGGAACGCUGGGAGGCGGUUACGCAUCCGACUUGGCGAUCGACGACAUUUCGCUGAGCCCGGGAUGCGUCCCGUACAACAGAACGCUGCCGCUUCCCCCUCCUCCGCCGCUUCCACAGUGCAGACGAGGUCAGUUUCCCUGUCGGAACGGGAGCUGUAUCCCCGUCGAACAAGUGUGCGACUUCGAGCCGGAUUGUCCCGACGGGUCGGACGAAGACGGCUGCGGGCCGUGCGACUUCGAAGUCGGAACUUGCGGCUGGUCCGACGCGGGGAAGGGACCCGUCGUAUGGGAGAGGCAGCAGGGAAAGGACAGUGUGGACCCAAGCAAGGAUCAUACUAAAGGGUCGGGAGAGGGACACUUCAUGAGCCCGGCGAGCGUAAUGGGCGGAAUGCACACGGAGGCCUCUCUGGUGGGACCACCCAUGCCUCCCGCGUCGUCCCGUUGCAAGAUGCACCUGUGGUCCUACUACACUACCAAAAAAGACACCAUGCCGCUGACUGUUCGACACUUCGUGCCGGGCAAUAACGCGACUCUACUUGCGCAACUGUCACCGUUAAACGAAUGGAAACUGAACACGAUGGUAGUUCCGCAAUACAACGGCGACGACGCGAGAAUUGAGAUCAGGUUGGUGGCCAAUUUUAUCGGCUACAGUUUCGUCGCUGUAGACGACAUUUCGUUCGACGACUGCCGUCCCUCGUCGGUGUUGGUCGACUGUAACUUCGACGACCCCGGUUUUUACGGCGGCUUCUGUCACUGGAAUACGAGUCAGACGGGACUAAACGGCUGGACGAUCCGAAACGCCACAGCCAGCGACGGAUCGGCGGGUCCGACCGCAGACCACUUCGGCGGCAAGACGAGCUACGCCUUCUUCCGACAGGGCAACUCUUCCGCAGACGAGAGCGCCUGGAUGGAGAGCCCUCGCGUCGCCAGGGCCAUGUCCGACGUGAGCUGCUUCAGCUUCUGGUACUGGAAAAGCCACGACAACCUCGUCAGCCUCGAGGUCGAAGCCGAAACCGAAUCCGGGAACUCAACGCGAUUCGAAAGAGCGGGAUUCGUGCCGGGCGGAUGGAACUACGGCGAGCUGCCCGUGGCAUUCGGCGAACCAUAUCUCUUCAACAUCUCCGCGAUUCCGCUGACCGACAACUUGACGGACGCCUCUGUUGCCGUAGAUGAUGUACUUCUCGAAGCCGGUCCCUGUCGUCGUGCUGGAUUCUGUAACUUCGAAACGGACUUCUGCACUUGGACGCCGACCACAGAAGGUCUUACUCUCGGCUGGACGAGACAGAACGGUCAGACCGCGGCCGGAGCGGCGCCAUUCGUAGAUCACACCCUGCAGAGUGCCGACGGUUACUUUGCAUUGGCCGUUCCGAAACGUCAGGGAGACAGGGCCCGGCUGACGUCGCCACGCUACGAAUCGGCGGGUGACCGUUGUCUGCGGUUCUGGUUCAACAUGGCGGGACCAAAAGCCGGCGAACUCUCGGUCUACCAGACGGUCAACGGGUCGGCGCGACGCGAGAAUCUGAAGCCUGUAUGGCGCCGGUCCGGGGACCACCUAGGCAUUUGGCGCAAGGGUCAUGCGGCGCUCCCGAGGCUGAAUAACUACCACAUCGUCUUCGAAGCAUUCACGACGACGAGUGCGACAAAGGACGACGACGAAGCAAGCUACGUUGCGCUGGACGACGUUCAGCUUAGUCUCGAUUCCUGCGAGAACACCAUCUCCUGCAGCUUCGAGGACGGCCUCUGCGGCUGGGUGAACUAUGAAGCCGAGUCGGACUUCUUGUGGGUUAGCGUGACCGGAUCCGUCGGCGCAAAGUUCGCGGGUCCAUCGAAAGAUGCGACGACGUCUGCGGAACAAGGAAGCUACAUGUUGGCGGCCAUCACGAACUUGAAGAGGGGCGACAAGGCCAUUCUGGUCUCGGACGAGGUGGACGUGGUUCCGUUCGAAGAGUACUGCUUCGUGUGGUGGUACGUAGUGACGGACGGUGGCAACACUGGUCUGGUGCUGCAGAGGAUGAGUUGGGGAGAGAAGGCGUCUUCCAUGAACGUUACAAGGAUCAGAGGAGCCCCAAAAUGGACGCAGAUGCGCACCUCCGUUCAUGUAGGGCCAGGAAUAUCCAGCCUAGCCUUCCGACUGGUCGCGGAAACGUACGCAAACUACAGCUCCGCCUUGAAAGCCGCCAUUGCCGUGGACGACAUCGAGUUCUUCCGCGGCUCCUGCAAAAAAGGUCCAGAAGGCCCGGUCCACCCAACCGCUAUGACGUACCCUGCUCACCCAUUGGACUGCGACUUCGAGCUUGACGACUGCGCUUGGCACAAUGGCACCCGCGACCCGCGUCUGUCCUUCUGGCGGCGAACUCAAGGAGACGCUUACAAGGACCUCCACACGUUGAUGCCGCGAACGGACCACACAACCCUGUCCGUCCACGGAACCUACCUUCUUUUCACAGUGAAGCUAAUCACAUCACAAUCCGAAACCACGACCUUCGAGAGCAAGUACCCGCUGCAGACGGAAGACCGCGGAGUUUGUGUCAAGUUUUGGUACUACCGGCAGGGCACCCUCGCUUCGCGUUUCCGUCUGUUCGGAAGGGACGCGGCGACGAAUGCCACCACUAUCUACUGGACGACGACGGGGCCAAAGGGCCCGCAGUGGAACUACGCGCAGGUUUCGCUCGGCAAGGAUCAAGUCGUGUAUCUCGCUUUUGCCGCCGAGGCGAGGUUGGGGAGUCAGACAGCACUCGACGACAUUGCGGUCAACGUAGGCGAGUGUCCUCCUCCGGCAUUGUGCGACUUCGAAGGCGACGAGUGCGGAUGGCAGGCGGUCGUCGGCGACCCUGGACCAUUUUGGCAGAGGACGUCGGCACUGGUGAGCGUCGGAAAGCGGGACCACACCCUCGGAGCGGUCGGGGGACACGUGCUUGCAGUCGACACGUUUGGAAAGAAAGCCACUCAAGGAAGCUGGGCCGAGGUCUAUAGCCGCCCGUAUUUCGGAGAGGGCGCCCUGUGCAUCCGAUUCUGGUACCAGCUCACCGAAGGCCACAAACUUUCCGUCGGAAUAUACCACCUGGAGACCACGUGGCCCCUGAAGGUCGACUUAGUCACCGGCAAACUGCAGCAGCCGGGCACUUGGCACGGGGCGCAAGCGAACGUGUACUUUGUUCCGAAGUCUGAAUUCGAGUACUACUUCACGGCUGAGCUGGGCGCUCGAGGAGGGGUCGUGGCCGUGGACGACAUCGAGGUGCGUGGGCGCUGUCCCGAGCUCGGAACGUGCGACUUCGAGGACGACUUCUGCCUCUGGGAGAACGAGCCGGUGGUGUCGGAAUCCCGUCAGUGGAACAGAGUCACCGGAAGAUCGAACGUGAUGGGACCAGAUUUCGACCACACCUCCGGCCAACUCUACGGCACGUACGCGGUCGUCUCGACCUACUCCUACAUGACCGCACCGCCGUCGCGUCUGAUGUCUCCGCUGCUCACCAGGUGCAGCGGCAGGUGCUUCAGCUUCUGGGUUUACCACCACGGGACGCAGCCCCACAUGCUCGACGUAAUCCUGCGGACUCCGAGUGGGGACGACUCGCUUCCGUACGCAACCGCCGCCGACACAGAGGGACGCUGGGUCAAGGCGCAACUUAACUUCACGUCGAAAUCCGAUCAGUGUCGAAUCGGUCUGAAACCUACGUUUCCUCGUCUGCAGUCGGUCUUCCUCGCCGUGGACGAUUUCGUCGUAGCCGACGGUCCAUGCGAACCUCUCGAGGAUUCGAACCACCCGUCGUUCACCUGCGACAACGGCACGACGCACCUGACGCGGGAGAAACUGUGCAACUUCAUGCGCAAUUGUGCGGACGGUUCGGACGAGGUGCACUGCGGAACCAAGUGCGACUUCGAGAGGGACAAUUGCUCCUGGUGGUCGGCGCAGUGGGAUUCCUCUAACCGGCUAGCCUGGAGCAGGCGGAACGGAAGCCUCUCCAACGAGCCAACAGAAGACCACACGUCGCUUUCGGCAGGCGGACAUUUCCUUCAGCUUGCUUCUCAACCCGGAGCUUUUGGUGUCACCGGGGCGAAGAUCAGGAGCCCUUACUUACGCGACGCCUCUCCAUCCUGCACUUUGAAGUUCUGGUAUUAUUCGACAAUGACUGACACCCGAUCCACCGUGAAGGUGAGAAUCGUGCAGAGCAUAUUCCGGCAUCGGGAGACGACGGUACUCGCGACGCGGGGUCACAACGGCACGAUACGAAGACACGAGUGGAGAUUGGCCACCGCGCGGAUCGCGAGAGUUCCUCAGCGGUUUUCUGUAGUGCUGCUUGGCGAGCUUGGGCCGGGGGACAAGACAUUUGCGGUCGACGACCUUUCGUUUACGUCGUGCGGAUUCUCGGGAUACUUGCCGCCUUUGAACUGUUCCAUGUUCUCGCGGUUCCGCUGCGCCAACGGAAACUGCGUGUCGCGGAAGCGGUUGUGCGACUUCAACGACGACUGCGGUGACGGGAGCGACGAAUCGUCGAGCGCGGGUUGCGGCGCGUUUCCAGGCCGUUGCGACUUCGAGGACGGCGUCUGUGACUGGAGCGUGGCUGGCACCGAAUGGAGGCUUCGCCGUAAGGAAGGCGUAAACAACUUGGACUUUGGUGACGACAGAAGGGACCACACCGCAAACUCCGCCUACGGAAAUUUUCUGUGGUUCCCGUUCGCGCCGAGGUCGCUCGGUAAAGUCGCAUCUUUCUCCAGCCCGCUUGUCAACUCGUCUGGUGAAACCAAGUGCUUCUUUCGUUUCUACUACACCUAUAUGACGACAUUCACCCACCUCGACUACGCUUUCUACGGUGCCAACUCGGGUAGUUUUGCCGUGUAUGCCCGCUUCGAUCUCCUUGGCGAGAUGAAGCUUUUAUGGAAGACGUCCAACGUGUUCGGCCAGCACUACGAACGAAAGGUGAUCAACCUUUCCUCUUUAACCGAAACGUUCCAGAUUGUCAUCCAAGCCAAGGCUGGCCAAGAUCGAAACGGGGCGUGGGCUGUGGACGACGUCUCAUUUACGGACGGAUGCAUGCUUUCCCGGGACGCGAGCCUUCCGACUCUUCUUCCCAAGACAACCCCAGUACCGACCGUUAAACCUUGUUUGGACUCGGAGUUUGCCUGUUCCGAUGGCAAGUGUGUUGACCUCGCGCGACGCUGCGAUUUCGUCGAUGACUGCUCCGAUGGUUCAGACGAAGCCGUCUGUGCGACUUGCAGUUUCGACAACGGGACGUGCGGUUGGCAGGACGUUAGCAUCGGACGAUAUUCGUGGGUUCGUCUCCGGAGGAGUCCGAAAGGAAUCGAGCCGACUGCAGACGUUUCCGGAAAAGGAUUUUUCAUGAGCGUAGAGGAGGGCGACGGCUCCGAAUCUGAAUUGGCUGUCCUUCGUUCGAACGAACACGGGCCAAGUUCUUCCGCAUGCUUGUUUGAGAUGUACUACUUCGUCUUUAACGUUACACCUGGCGAUGAGGUUCUGACGCUCAGUCUGCAACGGAAGAAUGAACCAUUCAAGAUUGCGCUCCUUCGGCUGUACCGGAAUACUAACCAGAAGUGGGUCAAGGCAAGCGCUAGAAUCGCGAGACAUGACAAGCCGGGGUGGUCUCUGGAAAUCUCGUCUGAGCUUCCGACUUUGGGAGCCCGGAUCGCCAUAGACGACAUAGGUCUUGUGAAUUGCUCCGACGGAACUACCGCAGGCAAAGACUGUACUGCGUUGGGCAAGCUGCCUUGCACGAACGCUUCGGGACACUGCUUCGAUGCCUCGCAGCGUUGCGACUGGAGCAAAGACUGUCCCGACGGAUCGGACGAGGAGGACUGUGGCCAGUUUCCGGAACGUUGCGACUUCGAGAGCGGACCCUGUGGCUGGACCGUGGACAUGGUGGAAGGCACGUCGCGUUGGAAGAUUCGGAGCAGCAACACGGUGUCCGAAGGCCUGGGACCCGACUUCGACCACACAUUCGGUAACGAGUCCGGACAUUACUUUUUUCUCCAGAAGGACGCUAACCCGCAAAGUCACGCCGGAAUCCGCAGCCUCACCUUCAAGAAGACGACGACCCAGUUGUGCAGAAUUCGGUUUUGGAACAUCAUUUCGGACGGCGCGAAGUUGGAGGUUUUCGUAUCUCCCAAGUCGGUUUCGGCUCGGAAUCACAGUCUUGCCGAGCUACACGGUAGUGAAGACGUCAGUACCUGGCAGAAGGCGGACAUUGCGCUGUCGAGUCCCAGUGAGUUCGAGGUCGUCCUGAGGGGCUGGCCGACUGCCGACAUCGCCGUCGACGACGUUUCCUUCACGCCAGAGUGCUCCAUCUCUAGCUCGAGCGUGGUUCCGACGGUGCAGCCCGGUUCCAAGUGCGACACCGACGAGGAGUUCACUUGCCGCGACAACAGCUGCAUACCGAAGGACCUGGUCUGCGACUUCAAGGCGGACUGCCCGGGCGGCUUCGACGAAGUGGGAUGUCCGAACGCGUGCAAUUUCGAAGACGACGAUGAGUGUGGCUGGUACAGCCCGUCGCUUCCACCGGGCGUCACGUGGCGCGCCAUGAGUGUCGCACAGGCCAAGCAACACAAGACCGGCGUUCCCCCGACGGACGCCCUCAAGAACGCUGCCGGUAGCUACCUUCUUUUCUUAGCGUCUCCCCUAGCUGCCGAGAUCGUGCAUCCCGCACGGCGAUUCAGCCCCGUCUUCCGACAAGCCACGCCCGACUGCAAGAUCAGCUUCUACCACUGGACCUACCUCCCGCUAAUCACGCCGAGACUCAUAAUCGCCUCAAACGUGACCGAAGAUGUUGUGCUCUGGGAGGGCGAGGCCGCCAGGCAGCUUCCCAAGUCAUGGAAAGCAGUAACUGUCGGCGUCGGUCGCCGCCGUGAACCGUUCCGCCUUGCGUUUGAAGUCACGACUCCGUCCAGCGGGGGUCCCCUCUUCGCAGUAGACGAGUUAAAGUUCGUUGACUGUGCCUACCCGAAACAACUUCCGCCCGAUGGAACAUGCGAGGGAACGCAGUUCCAGUGCGAAACGCGUCGCGUCUGCGUCGACGCGAGUAAGCGGUGCGACCUUUACGACGACUGCGGCGAUGGCAGCGACGAAAAAGGCUGCAGCAACGUACAAGUGACGUUCGACGACGGCAGAACCGGACAACUCCGCCUGGGUAAACGCAAAAGCGAAGAGACUGAGGGCGUCCUCAAGUUUCAGCGUGGAGCAUCACCCGAGCGUCGAAAGAGUGGCACGGGACCGCCGUUCGAUCACACGACCGCGAACGCGACGGGGGCCUAUCUCGAGUACGGUGGCGAGCUCGAAGGGUACAACAAGAUGGCCACGCUCGUGUCCCCCGUCGUCACCGGCGGAGUGCCGUGCGUCGUCACGUUUCACACGUACAUGUUCGGGAGGCACGUGCUGAUGCUUAGCUUGCACCGGACGUUCAGCAAGGAGGACGACGAGGGCGAGGAGUUGUGGUCACAGAAGGGGCCGCAGGGAGACUUCUGGGUUCGUCGGAGCGUGGACGUGACUCACGAGAGGAACAGCCAGCUCGUGUUUGCGGUGCGCUCUGGAACUGGACCCAGCGAUGUCAUCGCGUUGGACGACGUCAGCUUUGGCGACAGCUGCACGUUUUCAGGACAAGACUUUCCAGAUACAGAACCAUCCACACCCUCGGCAGUAACUGCCUCACCGCACAGCUGCGAUGCAAAUCAAUUUGCCUGUGUCUCUGACGGGUCCUGCCUUCCUUUGGACCGGGUUUGUGACUUCCGCAACGAUUGCGCGGAUGCCAGCGAUGAAAGCGGAUGUGUGAGUGCCAGGUGCGGCUUCGAAGACGGCGUAAUGUGUGGAUGGAAGGCGGUGCCCAACGCCUCCCUUAUUCAGCCUUCGAGUCCCUUGCCACGACUGGACGCUUACGGCUUGAGCAAUGACUACAUCUGGAGAGUCGUCCAGGCAAAGGAUGCGGUCACGAAGCAAAACGGAGAAUUGCAACCAAAGCAUGACCACGCAACCGGUUCAGAGGACGGGUGGUACGUGACGGCCAACUCCGCCUUCGGCACUGCGGGUGCUGCCACCCUGCUGUACUCGGACAAACGCGUGUCUCGCCUGUCUGGGGACUGUUACCUGGAGGCGUGGUUCUACUGCAGUUCGCUCUGCCUCAUGAAGCUGCUCGCCUACGACUAUGCGGAUGACUCCCUUUUGCCUUUGAACGAACGGCACAUCUGGAUUAGUCAGGCAACGAGUCGGAAGCAAUGGACACAAAUGAGAGCUUACCUGGGGCUGGCGCGAAACUUGCGGCUGGCCUUCCGUGCCGAAAGGAGAUCUCUGCCCCACGUGGUGCAGUCACUGGAUGACCUCUCGUUCCACUCGUGCGCCCCUCCACCACGGAUGGCGCCGGGUUCGCCCUGCAACCAGGACCAAUUCAAGUGCACCGUCGACAACUGGUGCAUCCCUCGCACUAAGCUGUGCGACCAGCAGUACGACUGCUCCGACAAGAGCGACGAGUCCGAGUCGGCCUGCAGCGCCUUCCGAAGCCGCUGCACGUUUGAGGAGCCCCACUGCGACGACUGGACGCACGAUCCGAGCAGCACGCUGCCGGCGUGGUCGCUGUCUCACGCAAAAUUCAACGGCUACGGUUAUCCCGCUGUUGAUCACACGCUGCGGACCCGCGACGGUUCUUACUUGUCCGUAUAUAAAAGAUGGGGCACUUCCUCCAGAGAGAAGCGUUAUGGACGUCUCGUUUCCUACGUGAUUCGAGCCGACCCAAAGCUUUCGUGCCAGGUUCGGUUCUGGUACAACGUCCCUAGCGACGGGAUUACGCUCAAUGUAUAUAGGAGGACCACCUACGAAGACGGCGGGACUUCGCACCUGCGCCAGCUGCCGACAACGGUCGUCGACUUUUGGGAGAGGGCCGAGCUGGACUUUGGCGUCUCGGAUAGGGACUUCGAGGUGGUGAUCGAGGUUGUUUUUGAGGGCUUCGUGAACUUCACCGGUGCCGCUCUUGAUGACAUCACAAUGACUGAUGGCUGCCGAAGGUCGAACGCCGAGCUUCCGGGGAAAAGCGCCGCGGUUGUCACGGCGCCUCCGAACUUGUGCGAACCGGAGAAGCUGCCGUGCAACGACGGUACCUGCUACCUCCCGUCGCAGCGCUGCAAUUUCUUCGUUGAUUGUCAGGACGGUACGGAUGAGAACGAUUGCGGUACUACCUGCGACUUCGAAGCAGGUCUCUGUGGCUGGUUCAACUCUCCCUCUGUCGAAGGGACAUGGGUGAGAACACAGUCCGCUGUCCACGGCGACCACACGUAUGGAAAUGGCACAGGGCACUUCUUGAAGCCGGCCGAUACCAGACCUCAAUUGGAGGGCGCGCGUGUUCAGCUCCACUCCAAGUUGUACAGGGAGUCUGGUCCCGAGUGCACCUUCACCUUCUGGAUGUACACACCUGCCCCAUACCUGGCGGCCGUGAACGUCCAUGUCAAGCACUCCGGCACACAAAACAAGGUGGGAACGCUCUUCUCGAAGACCAAGGGCUUUGUGCACCAGCGCUGGGUCCAGGAGUUGGUGAGGGUCGGCCGACGCACGGAGUUUGGUCUCAUCGUGGAGGGGAUCUGGGGCUACGCGGGUCAUGCGACGACGUACCUGGACGAUUUCGUCUUCCAGAAGUGCACAUCAGAUCAUCACGUGAGCAGCUGUGCUAGCAGCGAAUGGAUGUGUGCCGAUCGUGACAAGUGCGUUGCCGUGUACGAACGCUGCGAUGGAAAGCGGGACUGCACCGAUGGUAGCGACGAGAUGCAGUGCCUGAGCGAAUACGGAGACUGCAACUUCGACAUGGAGGACUGGACGACCGCUUGCAACUGGACUGUCGACACUGUCGAUGGAAAGCCUUCAUGGACAAGGGCCAAAGAAUCUCAUUCUGAAGACACGGGGCCGCCAAGCUCACACCAGGGCAGGCCUGGAACAUUCUUCCUGGUUGCAAACAGUUCGUGGCUACCCGAGGGUUCUCCGGCUGUGGCCAGGUCGCCUGUAUUCCCGGCCAGUCACAACAAGUGCCACCUGCGUUUCUGGUACUACAUGAAGGGAUCUCUGUCUAUGGAUUACCUCAGGGUUCAGACAGAUAGUUCCGGUGCGAGCCUUCCAAUGUGGCAAGACGUGGGAAACCGCGGAGCACGCUGGCUUUACGGGCAUGCCGUCGUGGGCCACUCUGAACCGUUCAACGUCGUGUUCGAAGCCCACAGAGGGGGUGACGCCCUCACGGACAUCGCCAUCGACGACGUGUCGUUCACUUCGAGCUGCUCAGAAGGAGGGGACGCAGUGCAGCCGACGGGGCACCCCUCGCUGUGUACGGAGGAGGAGUUCCUCUGCAAGGACAAGAGCAUGUGCGUCCCUCGGGACUUUGUGUGCGACUGCCAGGCUGACUGCCCCGACGGAAGCGAUGAGACUGACUGCGGUGCAGUAUGCGUCACCACUGCAUCCCCAGGGCCCGGGAAGCCGAGUGGACGCGCGGUCUCAACGCCGAGCUCCGUGUCGCUGACGACCACCUUUCCGUGCCCCAAAGGCUUUGUGAGCUGUAUGGAUGGAGAACACUGCAUCCCAGCACUGCUGCUCUGCGAUGGCGUUCGUGACUGCCCCGAUGGUGCCGACGAACAUUGUGGAGACGUACAGAUGUGCCCUGUCGGCUACUACUUCUGCAGCGAUCCUUCAAUCAAUCCGUGUCUUCAUCGCUCCAAGGUUUGCAACGGGCACAGUGACUGCAGCGACGGGUCUGAUGAAUCUCUCUGCGGCGAAUGCCCUGACUACUUCUGUCUCAAUGGCGGAAACUGCAGCAUAUUCCUCGGACGGGAGCCCCAGUGCGUGUGCCCGGGUGACUUGUUCGGGAACCGCUGCAGCAGGCGACUUGCGCAACCCGACUCCAUUAUCAACGAAUCCUCAGCAGUAUCCGGCUGGUCUUACGGUGCUCCAAUCUUCAUCCUCGCCAUCCUCGGGUUAGUGAUUGGGGUGGUGAUUUUCCUGCGGAAGAAGAAAGCACGGGACGAGGAUGAAGUAAUAUCCGUCCUGAACCCUAGCUAUGGCCUGCCAUUGGAUGACCUUGAACUGACAAGCCCUGAUGCAAGCGAUGUAACGUUUGUGCACGACGGCGUCUCCUCAUCUGGCAUCGUUAAUCUUGGCUACCAGAAUACAGAGUCUCAAUCUUGACCCUAGCUGCGCCAUUGGAAUAACUCACGUUCAACAAAUUCUACUGUGUUUACAUAAGCUUUGAACAUUAAUGUUGUGCAUGUCUUUUCACAUCUUAAUAAACAAAUAAAUACGA
Ixodes scapularis (black-legged tick) is the source of this 18612-nucleotide messenger RNA. RefSeq names its product MAM and LDL-receptor class A domain-containing protein 2. NCBI's taxonomy places the organism in Eukaryota, Metazoa, Arthropoda, Arachnida, Ixodida, Ixodidae. Gene Ontology annotation, molecular function: protein binding. The transcript is spliced from 69 exons. Bases 117 to 18497 code for a protein of 6126 amino acids. Gene Ontology annotation, cellular component: membrane. The record is from RefSeq and is a predicted model, not a curated record.